This is a messenger RNA of Herpailurus yagouaroundi (jaguarundi), 19416 nucleotides long. It is a transcript of the gene MUC5AC, whose product is annotated as mucin 5AC, oligomeric mucus/gel-forming. Bases 1 to 19416 code for a protein of 6471 amino acids. The transcript is spliced from 102 exons. The record is from RefSeq and is a predicted model, not a curated record. NCBI's taxonomy places the organism in Eukaryota, Metazoa, Chordata, Mammalia, Carnivora, Felidae. Gene Ontology annotation, molecular function: protein binding.
AUGGGGGUUUUAGGGAAGGGUCUCCUCCAGGCCUUUGAUGACCGAGAGUGCAAACUGGCGGCCUCCCGCUGGGCGGCCGUGGAGACCGCUGGACCAGAGCCGGAGCGCCCAAGCCCCUACCCAGGGCACCAGAUCCCACCGGUCACUCUCCUGACCACAAAAGCCACGCGCUCUUGGGAGCCAGCCCCGUCCACCCUGCCUGUCCCUGGACACCCGCCCCUGCCCUGUUCGGCCGCAGGUGACCGGGUAUCCGGCUCCAAGGCCGAGCAGGGGAGUCCGCAAUGUGCCACAGGCGCUGUCUCCCACAAGUACCGCCAGAUGGGGCCAUGGGCAGGGGACGACUCAGAGACAGAGGACCAGGUGACCCUGGCCUGGGGCUGCCCACUGCCCGCCUGGAGCCGGAAACCUCUGAAGCUCGGCCAGGGUCCCGGGGAGCGCCGAGCAGGGGGCAACGUCCUGUCUCUGGGGGUGCUGCCCCCCCGAGCCCCUCUGCAGAAGGGUGAGCCCCUGGCGGCCCCAGCAGCAUGGGAGUCAGCGGCUUUCCAGCAGCAGCAGCAGCUCGGGGGCCUGGCUGCACAGAGGCGUGCCCGGGGAAGCGCCAGGGGUGUGGGGCACGUCGGGCGGGAGGAUCCCUCCGGGCCGGGACCUGGGGAGCCCUCGGGAAACCAGGCUCCACCCGGCGGCCACGCCCAUCUCUGCCCGUCUCCGGCUGCUGGCCAGCCCCGGGCGAGUGCCCACUGUUUACCUGGGAUGGGUGUCGGCCGCAGGAAGCUGGCCCCGCUCUGGGCCCUGGCUCUCACCCUGGCCUGGGCCCGGCACACAGGCCCCGGGCUGAGUGGGUUCUCAGGCCCCUGGGCCAGCCUGGCGGAGCGGCCCUCCUAUCCCUGGGUCCCCCUCCCCAUGCACCCCCAGUUUACCCGCUCGUUUUCCCCAUCUGGGCCUUAUGGGGGCUUUUCGGGAGCCUCAGCCUUGGGCCGAGGGUGUGAUAGGCCAGGCCCCUCCUGCCACGCUGGCGUGGCCUCUGAGGGCCUCAGAGAUCGGCCUUCCAAGCCGCGCCAGGUUCUUGGGGCAGCCUCGGGGCCGACACGGCCAGCCCUCAGCUCUCCUGCCCUGUGCGCCCCUGUGCUGAGCCGCCCCCCGUGCAGUGGCCCUGAGCACCCCCUCUACGGCUCUGUGGAACAUGGCCACGAGUACCUGGACCUCCUUCCUGUCACCCAGGGGCCCGCUGAGUGCAGGGCUGAGAGCUUCCGGCCCCUCGGGAUGGCGUGGCAGAGGCGCAGGGCGGAGGCUGUCGCUGGAGGAGGCUUUGCUGCCCGAGUAGAUGCCUACGCCCAGCAGAAGCCAUGUGCGUGGGGGGCGCUGUGUCACCCUGCCCCUGCUCCCGCAGGCGACCGGCUGCGCGGCGUGACCAUCCUCCCCCCUCUGAGGACAGCGCCGGUGGUUCGAGCCCUGAACCCCGCGCACAACGGGCGGGUGUGCAGCACCUGGGGCGACUUCCACUAUAAGACCUUCGACGGGGACGUCUUCCGCUUCCCGGGCCUGUGCAACUACGUCCUCUCCGCGCACUGCGGGGCCGCCUACGAGGACUUCAACGUCCAGGUCCGCCGCGGCCUGGAGUCCAAUGUCACCACGCUGGCCAGAGUCACCAUGAAGCUGGAUGGCAUGGUCAUCGAGUUGACCAAGAGCUCCAUCCAGGUCAACGGGCUCCCAAUCCAGCUGCCUUUUAGCCAGUCUGGUGUCAUCAUCGAGCACAGCAGCAGCCACCUGAAGGUGGUGGCCAGGCUGGGCCUGGUCUUCAUGUGGAGCCAGGACGACAGUCUCCUGCUGGAGCUGGACUCCAAGUACUCGAACCAGACCUGCGGGCUCUGUGGAGACUUUAACGGUGUGCCUAUCUUCGACGAGUUCCUCUCCCACGGUGUCAAGCUGACCCCCAUCGAGUUCGGGAAUCUGCAGAAGUUGCACGGGCCCACGGAGCAGUGUCAGGACCCUGCACCUGUGCCCCCGCUGACUUGCUCACUGGGCACCGGCAUCUGUGAGGAGAUCCUGAGCAGCUGGCCCUUCCGGGGCUGCAACGCCCUGGUGGACGCCAGCAGCUACGUGCAGGCCUGCCGGCAAGACCUCUGCCUGUGCGAGCACGCCGAGCUGACCAGCUGCGUCUGCCAUACGGUCGCCGAGUACUCCCGCCAGUGCGCCCACGCCGGGGGGCGGCCCCUGGACUGGCGCGGCCCCGACCUGUGCCCCCAGACGUGCCCCCUCAACAUGCAGUACCGCGAGUGCGGCUCGCCCUGUGCGGACACCUGCUCCAACCCGGAGCACUCCCAGCUCUGCGAGGACCACUGCAUGGCCGGCUGCUUCUGCCCCGAGGGGACGGUGCUCGACGACAUCGGCCAUACGGGCUGCAUCCCUGCACCCCAGUGCGCCUGCGUGUACAACGGGGCCACCUAUGCUCCGGGGGCUGUCUACUCCACAGACUGUGCCAACUGCACCUGCUCCAGCGGCCGGUGGAGCUGCCAGGAGGUGCCAUGUCCUGGCACCUGCUCAGUGCUGGGGGGCGCCCACUUCUCCACGUUCGAUGAGAGGCAGUACACAGUGCACGGAGACUGCAGCUACGUGUUGGCCAAGCCCUGUGACAGCAGCGCCUUCACUGUGCUGGCGGAGUUGCGCAGGUGCGGCCUGACGGACAGUGAGACUUGCCUGAAGAGCCUGACCUUGAGCCUGGACGGGGGGCACACGGUCAUCGUGGUCAAGGCCAGCGGGGAGGUGUUUGUGAACCAGAUCUACACCCAGAUGCCCGUCUCAGCAGCCAACGUCACGCUCUUCAGACCCUCAACCUUCUUCAUCAUCGCCCAGACCAACCUGGGUCUGCAGCUGGACAUCCAGCUGGUACCCACCAUGCAGGUGUUCCUGAGGCUGGCGCCCGAGCUCCGCGGGCUGACCUGCGGCCUGUGCGGGAACUUCAACCAGAACCAGGCCGAUGACUUCCGGACCCUCAGCGGCGUGGUGGAGGGCACGGCCGCCGCCUUCGCCAACACCUGGAAGACCCAGGCCGCCUGCCCCAACGUCAAGAACAGCUUCGAAGACCCCUGCUCCCUCAGCGUGGAGAACGAGAAGUACGCUCAGCAUUGGUGCUCCCAACUGAAGGACCCCCACGGCCCCUUCGCCCAGUGCCACGCUGCCGUGAGCCCCGGCACUUACCACUCGAACUGCAUGUUCGACACGUGCAACUGUCAGAAGAGCGAGGACUGUCUGUGUGCGGCCCUGUCCUCCUACGUGCACGCCUGUGCCGCCAAGGGGGUGCUGCUCAGAGGCUGGAGGGACGGCGUGUGCACGAAGCCCAUGGCCACCUGCCCGAAGUCGCUGACCUACCAGUACCACAUCAGCUCCUGCCAGCCCACCUGCCGGGCCCGGAGUCACGAGGACGUCACCUGCGGCAUCCGCUUUGUCCCCGUGGACGGCUGUGCCUGCCCCCAAGGCACCUUCAUGGACGAAGUGGGCAAGUGUGUGCCGGCCAGCAGCUGUCCCUGCUACCACGAGGGCUCCGUGGUCCCCAACGGGGAGUCGCUGCACGAGCGUGGGGCCAUCUGCACUUGCACGCAAGGCUUGCUGAGCUGCAUCGGAGGCCACACCCCUGCCCCAGUCUGCACCCCGCCCAUGGUCUACGUCGACUGUCGCAAUGCCACGCCGGGGGCCGCCGGGGCCGGCUGUCAGAAGAGCUGCCUCACCUUGGACAUGGAGUGUUACAGCCCCCGGUGCGAGCCCGGCUGCGUGUGCCCCGACGGGCUGGUGGCCGACGGUGAAGGCGGCUGUGUCGCCGUGGAGGACUGUCCCUGCGUGCACGACGAGGCCAGCUACCUGCCCGGCCAGACUGUCCGGGUGGGCUGCAACACUUGCACCUGUAAAAGCAGGAUGUGGCAGUGCACACGUGAACCCUGCCUGGCCACCUGCACGGUGUAUGGGGACGGCCACUACAUCACCUUCGAUGGGCGGAGCUACAGCUUCAGUGGCGACUGCGCGUACACACUGCUUCAGGACCACUGUGGUGGGAACAGCACUGCCAACGGGACCUUCCGAGUUGUCACGGAGAACGUCCCCUGCGGGACCACGGGCGUCACCUGCUCCAAGGACCUCAAGCUCUUCCUGGGAAGCUACGAGCUGAAGCUGAGUGGCGGCAAAGUGGAGGUGAUCCAGAAGGGCGUGGGGCAGGAGGCCCCCUACUCCAUCCGCCAGAUGGGCAUCUACCUGGUGGUGGACACCGAGGUCGGCCUGGUGCUGCUGUGGGACAGGAAGACCAGCAUCUUCCUCAAACUCAGCCCCGAGUUCAAGGGCCGGGUCUGCGGGCUGUGCGGGAACUUUGACGACAAUGCCGUCAAUGACUUCACCACGAGGAGCCAGUCCGUGGUGGGCCACGCCCUGGAGUUUGGCAACAGCUGGAAAUUCUCCCCGUCCUGCGCCGACGCCCCGGCCCCCAGGGACGCCUGCGCCGCCAACCCGCACCGCAAGUCCUGGGCCCAGAAGCAGUGCAGUGUCCUCAACAGCGCCACCUUCGCCGCCUGCCACGCCCACGUGGAGCCCGCCAAGUACUACGAGGCCUGCGUGGGCGACGCGUGUGCCUGUGACUCUGGGGGCGACUGUGAGUGUCUCUGCACGGCCGUGGCCGCCUACGCCCAGGCCUGCCACGACGUGGGCGUGUGCGUGUCCUGGCGGACCCCGGACAUCUGCCCCUUGUUCUGCGACUACUACAACCGUGAAGGCCAGUGCGAGUGGCACUACCAGCCGUGCGGCGCGCCCUGCGUGAGGACCUGCCGGAACCCGAGCGGCCGCUGCCUGACCGACCUGCCGGGCCUGGAAGGCUGCUACCCCAAGUGCCCGCCAGAAACCCCCAUCUUCGACGAGGACCGGAUGCAGUGUGUGGCCACGUGCCCCACGCCCCCACCGCCACCGCCCUGCCGCGUCCAAGGCAAGUCAUACCGGCCGGGGGAGAUGGUGCCGUCUGACAGGAACUGCCAGUCCUGCGUCUGCAGCGAGAGUGGGGUGCAGUGCGCCUACGACACCGAGGCCUGCGUCUGCACCUAUGACGGGCGGCGCUUCCGCCCGGGGGACGUCAUCUACCACACGACCGACGGCACGGGGGGCUGCAUCUCCGCCCGCUGCUCGGCCAACGGCACCAUCGACAGGAGGGUCUACCCCUGCAGCCCCACCACCCCCACGCCACCAACCACCUUCUCCUUCUCCACACCCCCGCUCGUCGUGAGCUCAACACGUCCAGCCCACACGUGCCACAGCCCUGCCAAGAGCACGGUGCGGCCCAGCACUCGGAGUGGUGCCCCGUCCUCCACCCCGGGCACGACCUCCGGUCCUCCGACGAGCCCUCCCCGGCCCCGCCAGGCCUGUGGGGAAGAUUGCCAGUGGUCACCGUGGCUGGACGUCAGUCACCCGGGACGGGGCAUCGACAGCGGUGACUUCGACACACUGGAGAACCUCCGUGCCCACGGGCACCAGGUCUGCCCGGCGCCGAAGAGGGUGGAGUGUCGGGCUGAGGACGCCCCCGAGGUACCGAUCCAGGUCCUGGGGCAGCACGUGGAGUGCAGCCCAGCGCGGGGGCUGACCUGUUACAACCGCAAGCAGGCUUCAGGGCUCUGCCACAACUACCAGAUCAGGGUCCAGUGCUGCUUCCCCCGUACCUGCCCUACCUCUGGCGGUCAAACCCAGACCACCACACCUGUCCCAGGGACCACUACAACCACCCCGAGUACCCCUACACCUGUCCCAGGGACCACUACAACCACCCCGAGUACCCCUACUCCUGUCCCAGGGACCACUACAACCACCCCGAGUACCUCUACUCCUGUCCCAAGUACCCCUACACCUGUCCCAGGGACCACUACAACUGUGAAAAACACUCCGUUGACCCCGAGGCCAAUGCCAGUUUCAACGACACCUGAACCUUGUUUACAAAAGUUGUGCAACUGGACCCAAUGGUUCGACAGCAGCUACCCUGGUCCUGGCAUAAACGGUGGAGAUUUCGACACUUUUCAUGACUUGAGAGCCAAAGGACAUAAAUUCUGUGAAAAGCCCAGCAACGUGGAGUGUAGGGCACAGUUCUUCCCAAACAUCCCACUGGAGGAGCUGGGGCAGGACUUGAUCUGUGACAAGAGCCUGGGGCUGUUAUGCCUCAACAGGAACCAGUUGCCGCCGAUCUGUUAUAACUAUGAAAUCCGGAUCGAGUGCUGUGAGCUGGUGGAUGUGUGCAGAAGCACCACACACCCUGUGACGUCUGAGACCACGUAUUCCACCCGAGAGGAACCCGGGACCCAGACACAGCUUACCUGGACCACCGGAAUCCCCUCGUCUCCCACACGGCACAGCACCGCCAGCUCCGUGCACACGCACCCCACAACCAGCAUCACAACCGGCACACACUCAGUCUCCCCAGCCGUGACCAUCCCCUGCCAGCCACAGUGCACGUGGACCAAGUGGUUCGACGUGGACUUCCCGUCCCCUGGGCCCCACGGAGGAGACACGGAAACCUUCGGCAACAUCGUCAGAAGGGGAGAGAAAAUCUGUCGCCGGCCCGAGUACAUCACGCGGCUGGAGUGCCGGGCCGAGAGCCACCCCGAGGUCAGCAUCGAGACGCUGGGCCAGGUGGUAGAGUGCAACGUCAGCAAGGGCCUGGUGUGCCGGAACCGGGACCAGGGUGGCGACGUCAGGAUGUGCCUCAACUACGAGGUCCGCGUGCUGUGCUGUGAGCCCCCGGAGUACUGCUCUACCCACAAAACUGUCGGAGUACCUCACACUUCAAGCGUUAGCACCACCAGGCUAACUGAAACCACCUCCCACCUGGUGACAUCCAGCUCAACCUCCGUGCCGAAAACCAGCUCAACCUCGGUGACAGAAACCAGCCCAACCUCGGUGACAGAAACCAGUUCAACCUCGGUGACAGAAACCAGCUCAACCUCCGUAACAGAAACCAGGCCAACCUCGGUGAAAGAGACCAGCUCAACCUCGGUGACAGAGACCAGCCCAACCUCGGUGACAAAAACCAGGCCAACCUCGGUGACAGAAACCAGCUCAACCUCGGUGACAGAGACCAGCCCAACCUCGGUGACAAAAACCAGGCCAACCUCGGUGACAGAAACCAGCUCAACCUCAGUGACAGAAACCAGGCCAACCUCUGUGACAGAGACCAGCCCAACCUCGGUGACAGAGACCAGCUCAACCUCGGUGACAGAGACCAGCCCAACCUUGGUGACAGAGACCAGCCCAACCUCGGCCAACCUUGGUGACAGAAACCAGCUCAACCUCGGUGACAGAGACCAGCCCAACCUCGGUGACAGAAACCAGCUCAACCUCGGUGACAGAAACCAGCUCAACCUCGGUGACAGAAACCAGCCCAACCUCGGUGACAGAAACCAGGCCAACCUCGGUGACAGAGACCAGCUCAACCUCGGUGACAGAGACCAGUCCAACCUCGGUGACAGAGACCAGCUCGACCUCGGUGACGGAAACCAGCUCAACCUCAGUGACAGAAACCAGCUCAAUCUCAGUGACAGAAACCAGGCCAACUUCGAGACCAGCCCAACCUCGGUGACAGAGACCAGCCCAACCUCGGUGACAGAAACCAGCCCAACCUCUGAGCCCAAACGCAGCACAACCUCUGGUCCUACAAUGAGCACAAGCCCUGUUCUCAAAACUGAAACAACCCACUUCACACCAGUGACCAUCCCCUGCCAGCCACAGUGCAGGUGGACCAAGUGGUUCGACGUGGACUUCCCGUCCCCGGGGCCCCACGGAGGAGACGCGGACACCCUCGGCAAUAUCGUCAGAAGGGGAGGGAAAAUCUGUCGCCGGCCCGAGUACAUCACGCGGCUGGAGUGCCGGGUCGAGAGCCACCCCGAGGUCAGCAUCGAGACGCUGGGCCAGGUGGUAGAGUGCAACAUCAGCAAGGACCUGAUGUGUCGGAACCGGGACCAGAGUGGCGAGGUCGGGAUGUGCAACUACGAGGUCCGCGUGCUGUGCUGUGAGCCCCCGGAGCACUGCCCUCGUACUUCUGUGGCGCCUUACGCGACUCCAUCCACCAAGCCCUCGUCCCCUCCAGAACCGACCUCCGUGGUGUCCACCACGACGUGUUACUGCAGUGUGUCUGACAAGUUCUACCGCGCAGGAUCCAUCAUUUACAACCGGACCGACCUCGACGGCCACUGCUAUUAUGCCACGUGCAGCCUGGACUGCCACGUGGUCAGGACGCACUACACCUGUGCCAGCGGCACGACACCUCCCGUCCCAACCACCUCCCCGGCCGGGUCCUCCCCUUCAGCCUCCGCGCCCGUCACCGCGAAGGGGUGCCCAAACGCGGUUCCCCCAAGAAGGAAAGGCGAGACCUGGGCCAUGCCCAACUGCUCUCAGGCCACCUGCGAGGGCAACGGCGUCAUCACCCUGCAGCCGCGGCCGUGCCCGCAGAUGCAGCGGCCGGUGUGCGCCAACGGCUACCCGCCCGUGAAGGUCGUCGACCCCGACAGCUGCUGCCCGCACUACCGGUGCCAGUGUGUGUGCAGCGGCUGGGGCGACCCCCACUACAUCACCUUCGACGGCACCUACUACACGUUCCUGGACAACUGCACGUACGUGCUGGUGCAGCAGAUCCUACCCGUGUACGGCCACUUCCGCGUGCUCAUCGACAACUACUUCUGCGGGGCGGAGGACGGGCUCUCCUGCCCGCAGUCCAUCAUCGUCGAGUACCGGCAGGACCGCGUCGUGCUGACCCACAAGCCCGUGCUCGGGGUGAUGACCAACGAGAUCAUCUUCAACGACAAAGUGGUCAAGCCCGGCUUCCAGAAGGACGGCGUGAGUGUCUCCCAGAUCGGCAUCAAGAUGUACCUGACCAUCCCCGAGCUCGGCGUCCAGGUCAUGUUCUCCGGCCUCAUCUUCUCGGUGGAGCUGCCUUUCAGCAAGUUCGCCAACAACACCGAGGGGCAGUGCGGCACCUGCACCAAUGACAAGAAGGAUGAGUGCCGUCUCCCCGGGGGCACCGUGGUGCCCUCCUGCUCUGAUAUGUCCGGCCACUGGAAGGUGACGACGCCCCACCAGCCGCCCUGCCACGGGCCACCCCCAAAGCCCACUGCAGUCGGGCCCACGCCCUCGCCCGCCCCCUGCCUGCCUUCGCCGAUCUGCCAGCUGAUUCUGAGCGAGGUCUUCGAGCUGUGCCACCCUCUGAUCCCCCCGCUGGCAUUCUACCAAGGCUGCACCUUCGACCACUGCCACCUGAACGACUCCAACGUGCUGUGCUCUAGCCUGGAGCUGUAUGCGUCCCUCUGCGCCUCCCGAGGCGUGUGCAUCGACUGGAGGCGCCACACCAACCACACGUGCUCGUUCACCUGCCCUGCUGACAAGGUGUACCUGCCGUGUGGCCCGUCCAAGCCCUCAUACUGCUAUGGGAGUGACAACACAAGCCUCGUGGCUCUUCAGGACACUGUCCCCAUCACAGAAGGCUGCUUCUGUCCAGAGAACAUGACGCGUUUCAGCAUGAGCUCUCCAGUCUGCGUGCCUGCGGACUGCCACACCUGUGACACCAGCUACUGCCCCAAGCCCGUGGCCUGUCCCGAGGGCUCCCACCCGGUCGUGACCUAUACGGAGGGGGCCUGCUGCCCCAGCCAGAACUGCAGCUGGGACGUCUGCAGCGUUAACGGUACCUUGUACCAGCCCGGCUCCGUGGUCUCCUCCAGUCUGUGCGAAACGUGCAGGUGCGAGGUGUCCAGCAGUCCCCAGUUGGACACGGUCAUCAUCAGCUGUGAGACCCAGAUUUGCAACACCCACUGCCCUGCGGGCUUCGAGUAUCAGGAGCAGAGUGGGCAGUGCUGUGGCCGGUGUGUGCAGCAGGCCUGUGUCGUGAACGCCAGUGACAGUUCCACCCGCAUCUUCUAUCCCGGCCAGUCCUGGCCAGACCCCACGAACCCGUGUGUGACCCACGAGUGUGAGAAGCACCGGGACGGGCUCGUGGUGGUGACCAGGAAGAAGGCGUGUCCCCCACUCAACUGCCCUGCGGCCCAGGCCCAGCUGAGCGAGGACGGCUGCUGUCUCGCCUGUCCCCCGCCCCAACCUCGGAACCAGUCGGCCUGUGCGGUAUACUACAAGCCUGAGGUCAUCGUGCAUGGAGAUUGCAGGUCCCCGCGGCCCAUGAGGGUGGCCUACUGCCAGGGCAACUGUGGGGACAGCAGUGCCAAGUACUCGCUGGAGGCCAACACCAUAGAGCAGAACUGCAGCUGCUGCAGGGAGCUGCGGGUGUCGCCGACGACGGUGACCCUGCGCUGCAAGGACGGCUCCAGCCGAACCUUCGGCUACACCCUGGUGAAGGAGUGCGGCUGUGUGGGGCAGCGGUGCGGCCCCCGCGACAACCUAAGCCAUUCGGAGGACCCGGGGCCCUUGCAGAGUGACGAGGAGCAGAGCCAGGAGACGGGGCACACGGGCUGGAGGAGGGGGUCCAGCAGCCCUCGGAGCUCCCGGCCACCUCCCUCCGGGACCCAAUCUGCCGAGAACCUCCAUGUUCCUAAAGCCCCGCCCCCUCGUCCUCAGACGGGCCCCUUCCCCCCACCACCCCCCCACCCCGUGCAGAGACGCACCAGCCCCACAGCAGCACCCGGGCGUAUGGACAGGGCCAGCCCUUGGUCCAAAGACCUGGCCAGGCCAGUCCCAGGGGCAGGGGACGGGCUGCAGGCCCCGAGGCGGCCCUCCUGGGGCAGCACGUUCGGCGCCGGGAGCCGCUCCGCUGACCGGCUGACCCCGCAGCUGUGGGCGGCACCCGACCCGGUGCCGCUGACCCCCCCGAGGGGAUCAGGUGUCAGGGCGCGCCACCUCUUCCUGUGGAGGCUGCAGAUGACGCGCCCACCUACAACAGAAUGGCCAGAAGCCGCCGGGACCACUGCACCCCGGCUCGGCAGAGGGACUCACGACCCCGGACACCGCUGGGAACGUCAACAGGGCGCCGAGAACGACCGUUCCAGAGGGGAACACGCGGGGCACGGAACAGGACCCCACGAAGGAGCGGAGGCGAGGGCGCUGCCCAGGCGCGUGUCUGUGAGUCGUCUGACCCACGUGGCCCAGGCGGAGCUGCCUCGGUGUGGUCUGGGGAGGCGCGUGGCAGACGCGCGGUGUCAGGGCUGCCGCGACGUCCGGGUCCACGCGACAAAGGGCGCAGCGAUGUGGGGGCCGGGGUGCACGCUGGCGGGCGUAGCACAGCAGCCCCCGUGCGCCGGAGGGGCUCCUGCCCGCUCAGCGGCCUGGCGGGACCGGGCACAGUCUGUGCGGCUGCAGGCGUGGCUGAGGGGGGCCAGGACAGGCGGACAGGUGGCCGAGGUGGGCGUCGGGGUCAGCGAGGACCGGGCCUCAGCUCUGAGUGAGGGGGCCCUGGGGGUGUGGACAGAAGCGGUCGGGCUCAGCCUUGUCCUUCAGACCCCCGCUGCCGGAAGAAGGGUCAUCACAGACGGCUGUCCCUGGCGGUGUCCACGCCUCUCCUCUCCGGGCAUCGGGGAAAUGGAGUCUCUCCAGCAACAGCUGGGCUGGUUUCGCGGCUCCGAUCCUGGAGAAGAAGGCGCACGGCUCAUUUGUCUGCCCGUGGGCGCACAUCACACGCCCGCACAGUCCCGGCGUGACGUGCGGAUGUGGACGCAAGAUGGGGCACCGCAGCCCUGGGAACAGCAGAGGCCCCUCCUCCAGAGGGCCCUUCCUGGGCACAGGGGCGUGGCCCUGACCCUCACCCAGAAACGCACAGCCCAGCCGCGCCAGCUGGGGAGCGGGGCCUUCGUGGCUCCCAGUCGGGGCAGUACUGGGGUUGAGACACCAGCCCCUGGUGUCCCAUCAGCCCUGCUGGGGGCCCUCCAGGGGCACAUCGGCGUGUGCGUGCAUCGGCCGGGGCGCAGCCUGCCCUCAGGGGAGGGUCCUGGCGUGUCAGGGACCUGGAGAACAAUAGCUUCCUUUGUGCCACCCCGCCUCAGGUCACCGAGCCAGCCUCAGGAGCGAGCUGACCCCAGCCCAGCUGAGCAGGAGCCCCAGGCCCCCAGCGAUGACAGCCUCACGUCGCUCCCCACUCCUCAGGGACCUGCGGUCAGCGCCCCGGGCCAGUGCCCCAGGCUGCCCGAUGGCAGAGGCCUUGUCCCCUCCAGUCCCGUCUCUCAGCCUCAGCCAGGCUCCGGGGCCAGGGGGCUCAACAUGGGGACUGAGUGUGUGGGCGUGCUGACCACCUCCCCACUGCAGACCCAGGGCAGCACGGAGCCUGCUGUGAACAGUCGGAGGGUGGACGUCGCUCGGAGCAUGACCAUCAUCCCGCCCAUCACCGUCUUCCCCACCAUAAGCUCCAUGAACGCCGCGCACAACGGGCGGGUGUGCAGCACCUGGGGCGACUUCCACUAUAAGACCUUCGACGGGGACGUCUUCCGCUUCCCGGGCCUGUGCAACUACGUCCUCUCCAUGCACUGCGGGGCCGCCUACGAGGACUUCAACAUCCAGGUCCGCCGCGGCCUGGCCGGCUCCAGGCCUACCAUCACCCACAUCAUCCUCAAGACCCAAGGGCUGGUGCUGGAGGCCUCCAACGGCUCGAUCCUCAUCAACGGGCAGCGGGAGGAGCUGCCCUACAGCCGCGCUGGCGUCCUGGUAGAGGAGAGCAGUGUCUACAUCAAGGUUGACGUCCGGCUGGUGCUAACCUUCCUGUGGAACAGAGAGGAAGCUGCCCUGCUGGAGCUGGACCCCAAGUACGCCAACCAGACGUGUGGUCUGUGUGGGGACUUCAACGGACUCCGGGCCGUCAACGAGUUCUAUGCCCAUAACGCCAGGCUGACCCCUCUCCAGUUUGGAAAUCUCCAGAAGCUGGAUGGGCCCACAGAGCAAUGCCAGGACCCCCUACCUUCCCCCGCCAACAACUGCACGGAUAGGGAGGGCAUCUGCCACCGCACCCUGUUGGGCCCGGCCUUCUCGGAGUGCAACACGCUGGUGGACCCUGCCGUGUACGUGGCCGCCUGCACCCAGGAUCUGUGCCGCUGCCCGGACUGCCCGUGUGCCACCUUCGCCGAGUACUCCCGCCAGUGUGCCCAUGCAGGGGGACAGCCCCAGAACUGGAGGGGCCCUGACCUCUGCCCCUGGACCUGCCCCCUCAACACACAGCAGCGGGAAUGCGGCUCGCCCUGCGCGGACACCUGCUCCAACCCAGAGCGCUCCCAGCUCUGCGAGGACCACUGUGUGGAUGGCUGCUUCUGCCCCCCAGGCACGGUGCUGGAUGACGUCACCCACACGGGCUGCCUGCCCCUAGAACAGUGUCCAUGCACCCACGGCGGCCACACCUACGCCCCGGGGGCCUCCUUCACCACCAGCUGCAGCUCCUGGUACGCCUCCUGGCUGCCCCUGCCCUUGGGCGGGUCCCACAUCUCCACCUACGAUGAGAGACUCUACGAUGUGCAUGGGGACUGCAGCUACGUCCUGUCCAAGAAAUGUGCAGGCAACGGCUUCACUGUGUUGGCCGAGCUGCGGAAAUGUGGCCUGACGGACAACGAGAACUGCCUCAAAAUGGUGACGCUCAGCGUGAACGGCGGGGACACGAUCAUCCAGAUCCAGGCCAGCGGCGGGGUAUUCAUGAACUCCGUGCACACGCGGCUGCCUGUGUCAGCAGCCAACAUCACCAUCUUCAGGCCUACGUCCUUCUUCGUCCUGGUGCACACGGGCCUCGGGCUGCAGCUGCAGGUUCAGCUGGUGCCCCUCAUGCAGGUGUUCCUCAGGCUGGACCCCUCCUAUCACGGACAGAUGUGCGGCCUGUGCGGGAACUUCAACCAGAACCAGGCCGAUGACUUCCGGACCCUCAGCGGCGUGGUGGAGGGCACGGCCGCCGCCUUCGCCAACACCUGGAAGACCCAGGCCGCCUGCCCCAACGUCAAGAACAGCUUCGAGGACCCCUGCUCCCUCAGCGUGGAGAACGAGAACUACGCCCAGCACUGGUGUUCCCUGCUGACCGACCCUGCCGGAGCCUUCUCGCCCUGUCACUCUGUCCUCAACCCUGCACCCUUCCACUCGCACUGCAUGUUCGACACGUGUAACUGUCAGAAGAGCGAGGACUGUCUGUGUGCGGCCCUGUCCUCCUACGUGCACGCCUGUGCCGCCAAGGGGGUGCUGCUCAGAGCCAAGUAUGUGAGCAGCUGCCCCAAGUCCCAGAACUACAGCUAUGUGGUGGCCGGCUGCCAGCCCACCUGCCGCGCUCUGAGCCAGGUCGACGUCACCUGCGGCAUCACCUUCGUGCCUGUGGACGGCUGCAUCUGCCCCUCGGGCACCUUCCUGGAUGACUCGGGUGUCUGCGUGUCCGCUGAGGCCUGUCCCUGCUACUUCCGUGGCUCUGCAGUGGCCCCGGGGGAGGUGGUGCAUGACGACAGCGUGGUGUGCUCGUGCGUGGGUGGGAAGCUGAGUUGCCUGGGAGCAGCGGAGCACAGGAGCUCAGGGUGCGCGGCCCCCAUGGUGUACCUGGACUGCCGCAACGUCUCCGCCGGCGCGCCCGGGGCCGAGUGUCUCAGGAGCUGCCACACGCUGGACGUGGACUGUUUCAGCACUCACUGCGUGUCCGGCUGCGUCUGCCCCCCGGGGCUGGUGUCGGACGGGAGCGGAGGCUGCGUGGCGGAGGAGGACUGUCCUUGUCUGCACAACGAGGCCGCCUACAAGCCCGGGGAGACCAUCAGGGUCGACUGUAACACCUGCACGUGCAGGAGCCGCAGGUGGGAAUGCAGCAGCAAGGCCUGCCUGGGCACCUGCGUGGCCUACGGGGACGGCCACUUCAUCACCUUCGAUGGCGAGCGCUACAGCUUUGAAGGAAGUUGCGAGUACACGCUGGCGCAGCCUGACCCCUCCCUGUCCCAGGACUACUGUGGGGGCAAUGGCACCGGCACCACAAAUGGGACUUUCCGCGUCGUCACCGAAAACGUCCCCUGUGGGACCACGGGUGUCACCUGCUCUAAGGCCAUCAAGCUCUUCCUGGAGAACUAUGAGCUGAUCCUGCGUGAGGGCACCCACAAGGUGGUGCAGAGGGGGCCGGGCGGAGACCUGCCGUACAAGGUCCGGUACACGGGCGUCUACCUGACUGUCGAGACCCGCAGCGGCAUGGUGGUGUCCUGGGACCGAAAGACCAGCGUGUUCAUCCGACUACAGCAGGGCUACAAGGGCCGGGUCUGCGGGCUGUGCGGGAACUUUGACGACAAUGCCGUCAAUGACUUCACCACGCGGAGCCAGUCCGUGGUGGGCAACGCCCUGGAGUUUGGCAACAGCUGGAAAUUCUCCCCGUCCUGCGCCGACGCCCCGGCCCCCAGGGACGCCUGCGCUGCCAACCCGCACCGCAAGUCCUGGGCCCAGAAGCAGUGCAGUGUCCUCAACAGCGCCACCUUCGCCGCCUGCCAUUCUCAGGUCGACUCCACCAAGUAUUACGAGGCCUGCGUGGGCGACACGUGUGCCUGUGACUCCGGGGGCGACUGUGAGUGUCUCUGCACGGCCGUGGCCGCCUACGCCCAGGCCUGCCGCGACGUGGGCGUGUGCGUGUCCUGGCGGACCCCGGACAUCUGCCCCUUGUUCUGCGACUACUACAACCGCGAGGGCCAGUGCGAGUGGCACUACCAGCCGUGCGGCGCGCCCUGCAUGAGGACCUGCCGGAACCCGAGCGGCCGCUGCCUGACCGACCUGCCGGGCCUGGAAGGCUGCUACCCAAAGUGCCCGCCCAGCGAGCCGUUCUUCAACGAGGACCGGAUGAAGUGCGUGGCCCAGUGCGGCUGCUACGAUGAGGAUGGGGACUACCACGACGUGGGCGCGAGGGUCCCCACGGCAGAGAACUGCCAGAGCUGCGAAUGCACGGCCGGCGGCCUCCGGUGCGCGCACAGCCUCGAAGCGUGCACCUGCACCUACGAGGGCAGGACCUACCAUUUCGAGGACGUCAUCUACAACACGACCGACGGGCUCGGUGCCUGUUUGAUCGCCAUCUGUGGAAACAAUGGGACCAUCAUUCGGAGGGCUGUGGAAUGUCCCGGAACCCCGUCCACGACCCCCUUCACCUUCACCACCACCGUGACACCCCUCUCCACAACAGGCUCGGUCCCCACCUCCUCCACUGUGUGUGUGCGAGAAGUGUGCUAUUGGUCCGGCUGGCAUGACAGCAGCCAUCCAGAGCCUGGCCUGCCAGGUGGAGACUUUGAGACGUUUGUGAACCUGAGGCAGAGGGGCCAUGAGGUCUGCCCAGCCCCAGUGGCCAUUGAGUGCCGGGCACAGAAAUUCCCCCACGUCCCGCUGCAGCUCCUGGGCCAGAAAGUGGAGUGCGACGUGGCCCGUGGGCUGACUUGCCUCAACGGUGAGCAGAGCCACCAGCUAUGCUAUAACUAUGAGCUGCAAGUCCUCUGCUGUGACCACGUGCCCUGUGGCACCUCCCCUGGUGCCACCACCCAGCAGCCACCCGUCAGCUCCCUGACUGGCCCCACCUUCCAGUCCACGGGGGCCCCCACCGUCCAGUCCACGGGGGCCCCCACCGUCCAGUCCAUGCGGGCCCCCACCGUCCAGUCCACGGGGGCCCCCACCGUCCAGUCCACGCGGGCCCCCACCGUCCAGUCCACGCGGGCCCCCACCGUCCAGUCCACGCGGGCCCCCACCGUCCAGUCCACGGCGGCCCCCACCGUCCAGUCCACGCGGGCCCCCACCGUCCAGUCCACGCUGGCCCCCACCGUCCAGUCCACGGCGGCCCCCACCGUCCAGUCCACGGGGGCCACAACCACGACAGGGACCCGGACACUAAGCUCCUCGGCCUCGGCCACCACCGCCUGUCAGCCCCGGUGUCGGUGGACAGAGUGGUUCGAUGAGGACUACCCCAAGUCCGAGGAGGCCGGGGGGGACGUUGAGUCGUAUGACAAGAUCAGGAGGGCAGGAGGGGCCGUGUGCGAGCAUCCGGAGGACAUCGAGUGCCAGGCCGAGAUCUUCCCCGGCACGAGCCCCGCAGAGCUGGGCCAGCACGUGCACUGCGACCCCAGCUUCGGCCUGGUGUGCAGGAACGCGGAGCAGGCGGGCCUGUUCAAGAUGUGCUACAACUACAGGAUCCGUGUGCUCUGCUGCAGCCGCGACCACUGCGCAGGGCCCACCGCCACCGCCGCCACCACCGCCGGGCCGUGGACUCGGACGAGCCCUCAGGGGACCCCGUGGCACCCCUCGACGGGACCCACCCUGGCGUCAGGGACGACACCCACCCAUGUGGCUCCCACCGUCACAAGAGCAGCGGGCGCAACAGGCACCGGCACCAUCAGCCCACCGUCCACAGAGACGACCACGCCAACAACAAAGACGUCGCCGGGAACCCCGGGAACCGGGCCCACCACCGGCCAGGGCACGACCGGCUGUCAGCCCCAGUGCGAGUGGACAGACUGGUUUGACGUGGACUUCCCGACCUCAGGGGUGGAGGGCGGGGACAUGGAGACCUUCGACAACAUCAGGGCCGCCGGGGGCAAGCUGUGCCGGGAGCCCAAGGACGUACAGUGCCGGGCAGAGAGCUACCCCGAGGUCAGCAUCGACCAGAUCGGGCAGGUGAUCAGCUGCAGCCUGCAGACAGGGCUGGUCUGUAGGAACGCGGACCAGAAGGGCCAGUUCAACAUGUGCUUCAACUAUAACGUCCGGGCGCUCUGCUGCCAGCCCUCCCCCCACUGCCCCACCUCCGCGGCCCCCAGCACCAGCAGCACUGCCGCUGGGGCUGUGACGUCACCGGGACCAGGGGCCUCCACCAGAGCAGUAACCCGGUCCCAGGCCUCUUCCCCCAGGAACACCCUGAUGGUCACUGUCCCCACCUCCCAGACAGGUCCCUCCUCCCCCGGGACCACCCAGACCCUUCCUCCUUUGUCUGGGACCACCCAGAUCCUUCCUUCUUCCCCCAGGACCACCCGGACCGCUCCUUCUUCUGGAACCACCUGGAGGGUCACUGUCCCCACCUCCCAGACAGCAUCCAGCAGCACACACUUCACCACCGGCUGCCUCUGCCGGGCAUACGGGCAGCUCUUCUCUCCCGGGGAUGUGAUCUACAACAAGACGGACAGUGCGGGCUGCCACUUCUCUGCCGUCUGCAACCAGCGCUGUGACAUUGACCGCUUCCAGAGCACCUGCCCCACCUCCUCACCCCCAGCAACCUCGGCCCCCCUGUCCCCCUCCUCCGCAGUUCCUCCCUGCGACCUCCUUGUCCCUCCCCGACAGGUGAACGAGUCCUGGACCCUGCCGGACUGCACGGUGGCCCGGUGUGAAGGCAACAACCGCAUGGUGCUUCUGGAGCGGAAGUCAGCGGCCAGUGUGAGCUGCGUGAAUGGGCAUCGGCCAGUCAGAGUGUGGCAGGGGAGCGAGCCGUGUGACUUCCGUUUUGAGUGCGAGUGCUUGUGCAGCGGCUGGGGUAACUCUCACUACAACACCUUUGACGGCACCUCCUACUCCUUCGUGGACAACUGCACCCACGUGCUCAUGCGGGAGAUCCGCCCGCGCCACGGGAACCUCAGCAUCUACAUGCACAACUACUACUGUGGGGCCACCUCAGCCACUGCCCAGUGUCCCCGCGCCCUCAGCACCCGCUAUAAGUCCACGGAGGUCAUCCUCACCACCAGCACCGGCGCCAACGGGCAGGAGGAGCCCCUGAUAUUGUUUGACCGCAAGCAAGUGAGCCCGGGCUUUGCAAAGAACGGCGUGAGUGUGUCCGUGACAGGCACCACCACGAUGGGCAUCGACAUUCCUGCCCUCAAUGUCAGCAUCAGCUUCGACGGGCACGUCUUCCAGGUCCGGCUGCCCUACACCCACUUCAGCCACAACACGGAGGGCCAGUGCGGCACCUGCACCAACAGCCAGACAGACGACUGCCGCCAGCCAGACGGCACCACCGCCCCCACCUGCCAAGACAUGGCCCCUACCUGGCUGGUCAGGGAGAGCGGCAGGGAGGACUGCGGGGCACCCACCCCCCAGCCCCCGGUACCCGCCACGCCCACCUCCUCCCCAUGCCCCCCGGCACCUCUCUGCGAGCUGUUGCUGAGCCCGGUCUUCGCAGAGUGCCACGGCCUCAUCCCGCCGGGCCCGUUCUUCAGUUCCUGCAUCAGUGAUGGCUGCCAAGCCGACCGCCAGGCGCCCUGCAAGAGCCUGGAGGCCUACGCAGCACUCUGCCGUGCCCAGGGCGUGUGCAGCAGCUGGCGCGACGCCACCGGCGGGCUGUGCAACUUCACCUGUCCGUCCGGCAAGGUGUACCAGCCGUGUGGCCCCGCACAGCCCGUGUCCUGCGGCUCCAGGCGCCAGAGCGAGGUGGGCAAGGGGCUGGCGGAAGGCUGCUUCUGCCCGGAUGGACACACCCUCUUCAACACGCACACAAACGUCUGCGUGCGCGAGUGCGGUAAGCACCCGCCUCGGCUGCCCUGA